Messenger RNA from Durusdinium trenchii, 3663 nucleotides. NCBI's taxonomy places the organism in Eukaryota, Dinophyceae, Suessiales, Symbiodiniaceae. The record is from the annotation of a GenBank genome assembly.
AUGGUGGUGCCAAUGACAUUUGCCGACAUGUUUAGAUUCAACGCGCAAGUCAUGGGCUUCGGGGCUGGCGGCUGGAUGGAGCAGAUUUUAAACUCCUUUGGCGACAUUGUCACGAAUGCCUCGGACUCCCUGCGACUGCACGAGGAGUGCGAUUUGUUGUCCCUUCGGUUGGACAAGGUGUCCAAGGGGCAGGCCCCAAACCUUUCGCAAUUCAAGUCCUGCAUGCUGGCCUCGUUGCGAUCCCUUCUUCCCAAGGAAUGGGACACCCAGUACGAGGUCGCUUGGAAUUGGCUUUGGGAUAAUGUGGCGCAGCUUCUGGUGAAGACUUUGGGAGCUUCUUAUGCAUGGGAGGUUGCAGUGAACAGGUUUUUUGCUUCUUUGGUCGAAGAUACUCGCUACCAACUACGCGCGUCCAUCUAUGACCGAUUCUUUGACUCGACUCCCGCGGGCCAAGAGUACUUCAAACAGUCUGACACACGCUUGCAUUUCAUUGUGGAGAAGGUAUUCACUUUUUCCAUGGAAAUCUACGCUGAGCCAUGGCAGAUGAUUGAUGAUUUAUCAGCGCUUGGACUUCGACAUGUGGGCUAUGGAGUGCCAACAGAAAUGUUUGCGCCAUUCGUCUGUGCAUGUGUGGAUGUUAUACGCGGGGCAACGGAUGACGCGGUCGCCGUGCUUGGCUUCAAAUGGUCCUUGGGCAUUGUUUCCAAGCAACUCGUCAGGACUGUGGCAGAAGGCUCAACCAUCGUGAUGAAGGCCGUGAACGCCAACUCCAAAAAGAUGUUGCAGCGAGCGAUUAGUUGUGCUCCCCGUGGGCAGCGUUUCCAGUGGCUUCUGAAGGUGCAGGUGGGUACGCAGUCAAUAUCUCCACUGUAUUGGGCCAUUCAAAGUGGCAACCUUGCUGCAGCAGAGGCCAUCAUACAAGAUUUGCUGGUCUUCCGGGCCGACCGUGAGAGAUACUACUACGGCAAUGAUGCCCUUUUCGAGCGUCACCAGGACAUCAUCAACUGCUUGUGCCGCGAGGCUCCUAUGCUCAUACCGACCCUUCUGGAUGGAUUGAUGUGGCGAUCUGCCCGAACAGAAAAGGGCCUGCGUAGAGUGAACUAUUAUGUCAAGCAUCUCCUUGUCAACCAGGAGGGGGAGCCAGCAGAGUUCUUGCGUGAGAUUUGUACCACGAAAGAUCCGAAGAUCAUGGUUCAUCCAGUUGUGGUGACAGUGUCUGACACAUUGUGGAAUGGUUUGGUGCGAAAUCAUUUUCUACUGUCACGGCUCUGGUUCUUGGUGAGUCUGGUCGUUUUUAUGCUGAGCCAAGCAAUUCUGCCGAAAGAGCCAGCUUUGGAGGGCAUAUUUAGCGUGCGAGUGGCCGUAUUUUUUGGGCGCAGCCUCAUGUAUGCGGUAACAAUGACCAGACUAUUUUUGAGAUGCAUGUGGAAGAGUGGCAAGGACUGUCGCAAAGGCAAAGUCUUUUACAUUUUCAGAUGCUUUCCGAUGCCGAAGUACUUGCACAAUGCCAUGGCACUUGGUAAUUUGGCUCUUGCAGUUUUGCUUAUGCUGAUGUGCGCCUACGAGCCGAUGUACGUGUGCUUGAUGUCUGAUCCACAAGACUGGCCGACAUAUGAUUGUGAUGGUAUUGAGGAUGUUCGAUGGACGUAUUCAGCUCUAGGGCUGCUUGCUAUGGCAGUGCAUUGGUUCUUGAUGGUUGAUCUUGCCGUCUUCUCAACCGGGCUAUCGGCCUUCGUUCUGGUUUGUGCGCAAGUUCUGAGUGAGAUUGGCCGCUUCCUCGUUGCACUGAUUUUCCUCCUCCUCACGUUUGGAAGUGCGAUCAGUGUGUUGGAGCAUCCAUACUUUGAAAUGCGUGACAUCCCGAAUACGGUGCUGUGUUUAUUUUCGAUCACCAUUUUGCUUUAUGAAGAUGACUACCGAACCUUGAUGGAGGAGCCAGCCUUGCUUACCGCAGUUCUGCUUUUUGUUUUGGCAUCCUCUAUUUUAUUGAUGAACUUGCUAAUUGCCCAGCUCAACAGCAGCUAUGUGUACAUCUACCAGGACAUGGUGGGUUUUGCUCGGUUAAACCGAGCUCAGAAAAUUGUGGAGGCCUUGGCGAACUUCAAUCGCCAGCAUUUUUCGACUUUCAUAAACAGCAUUGGUUUGGAUCAGCCUUUGGAGUUCAACCAGGGCGAUGUUGGAGUGGCGGGCGGCUUGCAGCUUACUGAGCCAGCAAGCGAACACGUUGUCCUGAAGGACUCCAUCCUGCGCUUUGGUGGUUCCUGCUCCAUGGAGCUCGAGUGGCCCGAAGAAUCCAAGAGUCGUGAAGACAAGGACCAAAUAUCAAAAGUGGAAUCUUUGGCAAAGAAGGUCUUGCGCAAAGUGCAAUUGAUGGAGCGUGUCCAGCACGGAGGUUUGGAGCAAAUGCUGCACGUAACACGGCCUCACCUCUUUAACGGCUCAUGGAUGCGAGAUGUUGCAACUCAUCAGCAGCUCCUCGGCCAGGCCUUGAAGUAUGUCCCUGGUCCAGAGGUGUGCCUCCGAAUCUUCAACUUGCUGCAUCCUCCCAAAACCUUUCCCAGCACGCAAGGUGACGAGUGUGCCAUUAUGUCCUAUUACGAUGGUGGGCAUAAGCAAGCUUGGUCAGGAGCGGAAGAGUUUCACCUUGGACCAGAGGAUGAGGGUAUUGCCUACGGACGUCGGGUGGAGCUUUUGAAGGCGAUACGAGAGCAGCGUCAACAGCUGGACAUGAAGGAUGAGCAACUGGAGGAGCACAAGCGCAAGUUGGAGCACUUCCAAGAAGAGUUGGCCAGAUGUUUAGACCCAGACGAGGCCAAAAUCCUACGUAGCCGCCUCGCUCAUGCCAACGCACAAAUCACUGAACAAGCCGAAGAGAUUGAUGAUAAACGUUCGCAGGUUCGGGUGCUUGAAGGUCAGGUGUCAGUCUUAAGCUCUCACCUGAAGCAAGAGGCAGAGAAGAACACUCAGCUGAUUGCCGAGCAGUGUGCACUUCGGCGACAGCUGGAGGCAGAGUACGCGCUUCGAGGCGAACAGAAAUCCUGGCAGGAUUGCUUCGAGCAAGAGCAACAAAAGGCAGCAACCCUUCAGCUGCGGCUGGAGGCGCAAGUGAAGGAGGCAGCACAGAAGCAAUUGGCCGCUGAGACUGCCAAGCAGAAACUACAGGGGCAGGUGCAGGAGCUUCAGGAACUGGCCAAGAUUGGCCAGGAGGCCAUGGACUUUAAAGCGAAGGCUGAGAAACUGGCGGCUGAACUUCAAGUUGCCCAUACCAUGCAAAGUCGUCUUCAGGGUGAGCUUGAUGCAGUGAAGCAGCAAAGUGGCAGCCUACAAGCGGCGUUGGAUGAGGCGAAUCGCCAAUCUGCGAAGUUGAGUGUUGCGGAGCACAAGGCUGCAACUGCCGAACAGCAGGUUCAGCAGCUGGGAUCAAGACUGCAAAUUGCUGAGAAGAAGGCUGCAGAGGUGCCAGUGCUCGAGAGGCAACUGCAGGAGAAACAACAAGAGAUGGAGAGUCAGGCCAGGGGCUACGGCUACUGUAGAUCGAAAGACUCAACUACAUACAUACAUGUGGCACAACGUGGCGGGUUUCUUGGUAUUGCAGUUUGGAGGACCAGAAAUGGCGCAAGCUAUACUCCAGCUAUCCGCUUGUGGGCCAGCUCUUGCCGCUAG